Molecule: messenger RNA, 2271 nt
Organism: Biomphalaria glabrata
Lineage: Eukaryota; Metazoa; Mollusca; Gastropoda; Planorbidae
Product: ashwin-like
Exons: 4
Coding region: 41-640 (199 amino acids)
Biological process (GO): embryonic morphogenesis
Cellular component (GO): tRNA-splicing ligase complex
Source: RefSeq, a predicted model, not a curated record
UAAUGGGACUUAACUCCUACUCAAUGUUUAUAAAAUCAAAAUGUCUAACACCUUGCCUUCAAAUUCAGUACCUAGUAAAAUAGAUUGGUUAUACCCAGACUUAAUGUCAAAAGAUGGUUUGCUGUAUAUUCUUAAACAGCGUUACAUAGACCAACAUAACUAUGAUCUGGAAAAUCUUAACAAAGAAGACCUGAUAGAUCUUUACAAUCAAUACAUUUUGCCCUUACCUCAAAGGAAGUAUCGAAGUAACAGAAGAGGGAAUGAAAUGUGUAAAAAACAAAUAAUUUCAUCAAAGAAAAGAGCUUCAGAAUUUAAAGACGACUCUGAUCAACCCGCAAAAAGACAACAGAUGAUUACCAUGGCUCAAGGUUCUGGUGAUAGACUCAAGCCCCCGCCUUCUUCUGCAUCUGGCAACAAUAAAGUUGUUAAACUGAGUCAUUCCAAGAACACUUAUCAGCUACCUGAGACUGAGUUCAAAGAAAAAUGUAACAUGAAUAGUCAAGGAAAACAAUGCUCUAACAACCAAAAUCAGGGCUGUAAUUCCAGGAAGAGACAUUUUAAAGAUGAUAAUCAUUCUGACCAGCUAACUAAUACAAGCCCUUCACCUAUCAAGAAAAUAAAUAAGAUCUCUUGGCCAUAAUUAGAAAUUCUCUUCAAAAAUCAUGUUCACUUUAUUAAUGAUUAAUUAGAUAUCCAUAAUAAUGAGUAUGACAAUCAUAGUAAGGAACAAAAAGGUAAAUGACACUUUAGAUGUUUUAUUGUUGUGUGUAAGAAAAACAUAAUGCAUUCUUUGAGAUACCUUGAUAAAUAAGUGUAUCCAACAAUUUUGUGUUGUUUUUCUUCUUGUGUUGUUGAUUAAAAAAUCUAUAUUAAUGAAUUUUUAUGAAAAUGGAAUAUUGAUUCUGUCAAUAGUUUACCAUACAAAUUACAAAAAAAACAAAAACUGUAAACAAUAAAAUUGUUUCCAGAUUUCUAUUAUUUUACAAUUUAAAAAUACAUUUUUAGACUUAUAUUAUAAAUUUCUAGUCUAUUAUUUAUGUAAAACAAGAAAGUCUUUUUAUGUUCCUUUAACUUCCAAGUAUUGUCUAAAACAUAAUGUUUUAAAGAUGAGUUUGGGGUGAUGGAUUAAUAUGUUUUUAUAAUAAAAUGUCUUUCUUCUCCCUCCCCCUAUUCCAUUGAAAUUGAAACUCUUCAUUUGGAUGAAAUCAACAUUUAUUCUUUGGGUUCCCUGUUAAAUAUGUAGCUUCUCUCAUUACUUUGCUAAUGAUGGUCUUUUGAAUUGCAUCCAAAUUCUGCUUACCAAUAUCUCCUAAUUAAUUUGAACUUCAUAUCAAAUAAUUGAAGUUUAAAAAUUAAUGUUACUGUUAAUGCAUUAACAUGCAUUUUUUUUCAAAAUCAACAUUGUCUAUGAAAACAAUAAAAAUGAUGAUAUGAUUAAUAGCCUGCAUACAUUUGGAUAGUUUGGCUGUGAUGUGUAAAGUUUUAAGGGUGAUAUGAUGUAAUAUAUUGUUCAGGUUAAUGUUUUGUAAAUGGUACUCCUUUUCUGGUUAGGAUAUUUUGUUCUAGUUGGAUUGGUAUUUACACAAAUAGAAACUAGAAUACUAUAAGAAAAUGAAAAACUAGUGAGCUUUCAAACAUUUAAGUGCUGACCUACUGGUGUCAUCUGUCAACAAAUUCCAAGAGCAGAAAAGAAAUGCCCCAAAGGAGUGCAGACAAAAGUUGAGAUAUCACAAUAAAGAUUAAUGAUAGCAGAAGCAUGGUUGGUGCUAACCUAUUAAUAAACUUGUUGGACCAUCAAGUAAAUAGGACACAUAAAAGAGAAGGCCAAGAAGAAACAUCUCUGCAAAUCUUCCCAGUGGAGAUAUAUUGAAAAAAAAAUUUUAUGUGGUGACCAAUUUGACAAUACAACUUGCCUAUGUUCAUCAUCUUUUAAAUAAAAGCAUUUUGAUCUGUGCUCAGUGCAAUUGAGACCAUCAUUAAAAAGAUGUUUUUGAUUGUUGUCUUUUAAUAUUUUUUUUUUUUUUUAAUAUUAUUGAUAUUUAAAUUUUAUUUUUUUUCAUCUGUAUGUUUUGAUAUUUAUGUCCAGAAUUUGAUCAUUGGAUGACCUUUAUGUUUUGUUAUUUUAUGAACAGUAUUUUUAAUUCAUGAAUCUACUUGAUGUUCCUUGAUUUGAAUCUUCCAAUCAUUUUAAUGGGUUUACAUUUGCACAACUGUAAAAGUUGUUUCAAAAGGACUGCAUCAUAUGACAUUAAAUUUCAAUAAUCCACUGAA